AUGACAAACAGUUCAUUCUUCUGUCCAGUUUACAGAGAUCUGGAGCCACUCACAUAUUUUUUUUAUUUAGUUUUCCUUGUUGGAAUUAUUGGAAGUUGUUUUGCAACCUGGGCUUUUACACAGAAAAACAUGAAUCAUAGGUGUGUGAGCAUAUACUUGAUCAAUCUGCUUACUGCCGAUUUCCUGCUCACUCUGGCUUUACCAGUGAAGAUUGUUGUUGACUUGGGUGUGGCACCCUGGAAGCUGAGGAUAUUCCACUGCCAAGUAACGGCCUGCCUCAUCUACAUCAACAUGUACUUGUCCAUUAUCUUCCUAGCAUUUGUCAGCGUCGAUCGCUGCCUCCAGUUGACACACAGCUGCAAGAUCUAUCGAAUACAAGAACCUGGAUUUGCCAAAAUGAUAUCAGCCGUCGUGUGGCUAAUGGUCCUGCUCAUAAUGGUGCCAAACAUGAUAAUUCCCAUCAAAGAUAUCAAGGAAAAGUCAAAUGUGGGUUGUAUGGAAUUUAAAAAGGAAUUUGGAAGAAACUGGCAUUUGCUGACAAAUUUCAUAUGUGUAGCAAUAUUUUUAAAUUUCUCAGCCAUUAUUCUAAUAUCUAAUUGCCUUGUAAUUAGAAAACUCUACAGAAACAAAGAUAAUGAAAACUAUCCAAAUGUGAAAAGGGCUCUUAUCAACAUACUUUUAGUGACGUCAGGCUACAUCAUAUGCUUUGUUCCUUACCACAUCGUCCGAAUCCCAUACACCCUCAGCCAGACAGAAGUCAUAUCUGACUGCUCAACCAAGAUUUCACUCUUCAAAGCCAAAGAGGCCACGAUGCUCCUGGCUGUGUCGAACCUGUGCUUUGAUCCUAUCCUGUACUACCAUCUCUCAAAAGCAUUCCGCUUAAAGGUCACUGAGACUUUUGCCUCAUCUAAGGAGAUCAAGGCUCAGAAAGAAAAAACAAGAUGUGAAAAUGAUGCAUAA
Messenger RNA from Propithecus coquereli (Coquerel's sifaka), 960 nucleotides. RefSeq names its product G protein-coupled receptor 171 (gene GPR171). Gene Ontology annotation, biological process: G protein-coupled receptor signaling pathway. Bases 1 to 960 code for a protein of 319 amino acids. Gene Ontology annotation, molecular function: G protein-coupled purinergic nucleotide receptor activity. The transcript has a single exon. Lineage: Eukaryota; Metazoa; Chordata; Mammalia; Primates; Indriidae. The record is from RefSeq and is a predicted model, not a curated record. Gene Ontology annotation, cellular component: membrane.